GGGCGAGGGCGCUGCAAGCGCGACAGACAUGAUGCAGCAUCGGGUGCUGCUGCUGCGUGCUCUACGCUCCCGACUGGCUCGGGCGCUAGCACAGCUAACGGAGGCGGCAGCUCUGUUGCGGCUGGGCCCGGGCGCGCUGACGCAGCUGGAUGCCCCCGCGGCGGCGCGAGGAGCGGCGGCGGUGGGAGCAACGACCGGCCUGGCGGGUACGGCAGCGGCGGCGGCUGACCUGGCGGCGGCGGCGGCAGCGGGCGCCUCGCAGCGGGAGCAGCAGCUGCAGGCGGUGGAGGAUGCGGUGCGGUGUGCCGUGCGCGGCAUGCUGGCGGCCCUGCAGGGCCUCAUGCACGCCGAGCACCACCACAGCCACCAGGAGCACCACCAGCAGCAGCACCAGUCGAAGGGUGAUGAGGGACAUGCGUCAGAAGGCCGGCAGCCCGCUGCCGCCCCCGGCCCCGGCGCCGCCUCCCGGCCCCUGUCUCAGGAGCUACGGGAGCUCUUGGACCUGCUGCGGCUGCGACCGCUGGCAGCGCAGGCGCUGCAGCUCAGGCCGGGGGGGCAGGGGGCGGCCGGGGCGGCCGCUGCGGGGACGGAGGAGGGAAGGUCAGCAGCUGGGUCCUCCGCGGCGGCUGUGGCUGCGGCUGCUGGUGGUGGGGUUGGUGUGCCCGCGGGAGUGCUGGAGGUGACGUCGGGCGGGGGCUCCGCGAGGACGGCGCUGGACGCAGCCAGGAGGGCGGCGGCGUUGUCAGGGCCCCUGGUGCCCCUGCCGUCCAGCGCCCGCAUGCCCUCCCGCUUCCAGCUGUACUGGCUGCGGUACUGUACGGCAGCGGGGGUGCUGCUGUACGGCGGGGCCUUCCUGCUGCGCCACAGCCGCCUGGCGGGCAGCGACGACCUGGACAGGUGGAUCCUAACCGCCCUCACCGCCGUACGCUCCGCCCUGCGCACCCACGUGGUGGAGCCGCUGCUCGCCGUACGUGACGAGCUCUUCCGUACCUUCCGCGACCGACCUGCCAUCGUGUCGCCCCAGGACUUCAGCGUCAGUCGCGACUCGCUGCUGCGCAUGCUGCAGGACUUUGCUGCCGACCACAAGACCACGCCGCUGCUGCCUCCUUCAUCAACACCUCCGCAAGGCGCUAGCGCCAGCAGCGGCAGCAGCGACGCUAGCAGCACCACCUCUAGCAGCAGCAGCAGCAGCGCCCCGCCUCCUCCCAGCCCCUCUGAUGCCUCCUCCUCCUCCCCCGCCUCCACCACCUCUCCCUCCCCCUCUCCAGCCCCUGAUGUCCCAACCGCCUCCGCUGCCUCGUCUUCCCCCACCGACGACGCCGCGCUGGCCUCCGGCAUGUCGCUGCUCAUGCGCUCCUACGAGACCGAGCUGCGCCACCCGCUGCGCAACCUGCUGCUGGGAGACCUGGCGCGUGCGCUGCUGAUCCAGGUGCAGGGAGUCAAGGUAGAUGGCGAGGCGGCCAUGCUGCGUAUGGACCAGAUCCUGCGCGCCAACGAGCUGUCGCUCAGCCUCAUGGCGGCGCUGCCGGCGCUGGGGUUCACAGUGGCGGCGGCGACGGGGCUGGCCAGGCUGCUCAUCCCCCGCGCGCCCGACCGGCGGCGCGAGGCCAUUCCCUCGCGGCUGGCCAUGGGGGCACUGGAGGUGGCGCUGGGGCAGCUGGCGGAGGCGGAGGAGCGGGAGGGGCAGGGGCAGGAGGCGGGUGUUGCGCUGGAGGAGCUGCGGGGGCUAGUGGUGUUCCGGCUGCACCAGGUCUACUCCCGCGUGACGUCGCUCUACGCGCACGCCGACCGCACCUCUCGCUACUCCGAGUGGCGCCCUCUGCAUGCAGACCUGCUGCGGCUCGCCGCGCCCGCCCCCGCCGCACAGCGGCUGGCCACCCACCAGCGCAUGAUGCGCACCUACACCGUCUUCCAGCGCUAGGCGGGCACUCGGCGGCACCAAGGGCGCGGAAGGCGUGUGGCGCGGGUUUGGAGGUGGGCCGCUGAGGCAGCGGAUGGGUGUUUGUGAUGUGUGUGGAAGGGAUAUAGGGCGUGCGAAGACCAGGCGUGCGAAGGAGGGGAUACUGUUUAGGAGGGGUAGUGUGUAGUGGCGGUGGUGUGGUUGAGAUGGGUUGUUACUUGGCGAGGGUUCGACGGAGUGGUUUGGAAAGGGGUUCAUGUAGGUUUAUGGAGGGUGCGGGGGUUUCAGGAGGAUUGUUUGGAUGUGGGUCACAUCUGGGCGUACGGGCUGGGUUACGAGCGUGCACAUGGGUUGGCUUUCCUGACCGGUGGAGGUAUCCUUGUGCCGCCCUGUGGAAGUGUUUGGAGCUGCAAGACUGUGUAUGGAUUCUACUCCUAUUAUCGUAGGGGCUAUAUCCUUUGUUGGCCUAUAGCUGUACAGGCGGGAUUUCGUGUGCCAUAGCGACAUGAGCACGAGGAUAUCCUCCCGGUAUACCCACCCUGUGAUCACGGGCGGACGUGUCAAUUCGUUCAAAGCUGGUUUUCUGUUGUUAUCGCAUAUAAUUAUAGGGCCGGCUAAGCCUAUUUUAUGCCCGCUGGCUUGCGGCUGUUCGACUUCUACUUGCGCUUGUUGCCGACUUCUCGUUUUAGCGUUUAAAUGCUAUGCUGCCG
This is a messenger RNA of Astrephomene gubernaculifera, 2610 nucleotides long. Lineage: Eukaryota; Viridiplantae; Chlorophyta; Chlorophyceae; Chlamydomonadales; Astrephomenaceae. The record is from the annotation of a GenBank genome assembly.